Molecule: messenger RNA, 1235 nt
Organism: Thrips palmi
Lineage: Eukaryota; Metazoa; Arthropoda; Insecta; Thysanoptera; Thripidae
Exons: 9
Coding region: 195-638 (147 amino acids)
Source: RefSeq, a predicted model, not a curated record
GCAACCUCUGGCCAACUUGGGGCAACAGCCCCCGCGGCGGCAGCGGCGGCAGCCGCGGCAGCCCGAGGAGCCCCCGCAGCAGCCCCAGGAGCCCCCGCAGCAGCCCCAGGAGGACCUGAGGCCCGAGGUGCUCCGCCUUCGCGAGAGGGUGGCGCACCUCGAGGCUCUGCUGCAGGUGCCGCCGAAAAUGUGCCAUGGAUGCUGCCGCCGGCCCCGAGGAAAAUGCGAGUCUCAUGUGGGUGUGUUCGACAUGCGUCGAUAAAGUGGUCAAGACGGAUAGGUCCAUGAGGGACCACGUAAAGAAAAAACGCCACAAAAUGCAGUGGGAGAGAGUGUCUGAAACAGAGUACACUCAACACAUGAAGCAGUACGGCGGGCGGGCCAAGGACAGGCAGCCGCUGGCUGUGCUGCCCCAGCAGCCCCAGCAGCCCCAACAGCCCCACCAGCCCCCGCCGCCGCCGCUGCAGCAGGAGGUGGCGGAGCUGCGAAGCCAGGUAGCCACACUCCAGGCCGAGGUGGAGGAGCUGAAGGCGCGGCAGGAAGGGAUAAGAGUUUACAACUUAAAAGGAGGAAACGAUCUUUUGUCACAGGAGAGAGAACAAUUGACUGAAGAAAUAAGAAAGUUGAAAGCAGAGUAAGAAGAAACCAAAGAAAUGGCUGAGGCCAGCUUUCUAAGCAAAAGAUGUCCUACAAAAAAUUUGGAUCAUGGGCUAAUUGGCUGAGCGAUAGCGAAGCCUGUUACUCCAGUGGGGUUCAAAAGUUUUUCCUGUCUGUCCGUCUGUGUGUCCGCACUACUCCUCCUGAACGGCUCAGCCGAUCUCGGUGAGAUGUAGCACACUUUUUAGGCAGAUCAUUAUUUUCUUAAAGAUACGAGGGUCCAGCCCGGACAAGUGAAAAAGUUACAAGGGUCAAGAUUGAGUUCUGUACAUGAACCAACUCUAGAGGGAAGGGGGGUCUGGGGGGGGGGGGGAGCCCCCCAGCACGCAUCAAGUUAAAAGCAACCGAAGAUGAACAAGCCAUUGCCUGCCGAAGGCAGGCUAGCGCCGCAGGCCAAGGUACGUACGCCAGGCACGGAUUGGAAAAACAGGCAGCGAGACAUCGCGUAGCCUGUUACGACAAGACGUGGUCUGGCGUAAACCUAACUUGUAAUCCAGCAGCAUGCGAAACGAAAAAUGCUUCAGACAGUUUUUGAAUUGACAGUAAAGAAUCUUGUGCAAAAUAAAUUGUUUUGUAGA